AUGGCUUCCUCGCUCUCCGCGCAGUUGGCGCAGAUUGCGUCCACAUCAACAAAUCCUCUUGACCUUAAGGCGCAACAGGUUGCCCACUCGAAAUCUUUGAUUUUCGACAGCAAGACUGCAAAGUCGCAAGAUUUCCAUACCGUUUACGAAAUAUGUCACGAAGGCUUUCGAGAGCUGUGUCAGUUGGACACUCGAUUCACAGAAUUCGAUCGAACAAUUUUCAGUCCGCACAGCAAGACCGAAGAUCGAUCGGAGAUGACUGCAGCCCAGAACAAAGAUCUUGAUGCCGUUUUGGAAUCAUUCAUGGCUUUGGUUGGCGGGAGGUUACAACUGACUCCAGCGAUCGCAGCGUUGGAUUGGCUCGUGAGACGAUUCCGUGUUCAUGAGUUUAAUACCGGUUUCCUCAUCUUAACCUUUCUUCCAUACCAUUCGCUUCCCAUUUUUCUCAGUCUACUGAACAUUCUACCGGAAAACCUGUCAUCCGCUUUCAAUUACCUCGUUCCUUACAAAAAAAGUCGCAUCAAUCCUCCUCGAGACGCUAUCAUCCGUACCGCUGUCAAGAACAAGGAUUUUUCCAUGGCCCUCAACAACUAUACCAUUCAGGUAUCAAAGCAAAAGGCCCACUACCAUGGUCUGCUCGUUUUCUGGUCCGGAAUCACCAUGCAAGCAUGUUCGGAAAUGCUGGAUUCCGCUCGCUCGGGCCGUCGCGAUGUCGAGAAGAAAAACCAUGAAGAUAUCUUCAUGAGACUUUUGCCCGUUCUUAACAAUGGUUUGGCAAUGAAAAAGGUCUCGGAACUGACAAUUGGCUGCUACAUGAUAAUUGUUGUGUUUGGCACAAAGGCUGCGCUCACAGAAGACGUGAUCAAUACUUUGAUGACUGCAGUCUCAGGGUCUUGGACCCAAGAAACUGUCAAUUCGGCCAUGGUUACUCUGGCGGUUCUGGCCGAGCAAAAGGACGAGUCUUCUCUACCAAAGAAAGUCGUGCACUCAUUUCUGAAGCUCGACAAGCCCGUCGACUUGCUAGCCGACGUCGCUACACAAUAUAAAACCACCGGGCUUCUUUUGGGAUUGAUCGCAGGCUGUCUGGUCGAAAUGCGGAAGAACGCCCUUCAAUCUGGAAUAGAAUUUAUAUCGUCCGUGUUUGAGCGUGGCCUGUUGGAUGAAACUGCAAGCAAAAGUGCUUUGAAAAUGAUUCUGGACACCACAUUGGAUUCUCGGCAAAAAGGCGAUUUAUCUCUGGACCUCCAAACCCAAGUUUCCGAAUUCGUCCAAACUUUGAAUAUUUCCAAUACCUAUCGCCCUCUUUUGCAAGCUGUCACUGCUGAAUCAGACAUGGAUAUCGACAACUUGGAACACAGCUUGCAGCUCACCAUAGAAGCGAAACCCGCACUUCCACCGACAGAAGACGUUGAAAUGGCAGACGCAGAAGAGCAGGAGGUUGACACGUUUACACCCUUGCUUCAAUCAUUAACCAAGGAACCUUUUGCUUCGUCUUCUUUCCUUACCGAACGAACUGAGCCUAUUUUUGAAAGGCUGACACAGGCUUUGACUCUCGCACUGGAUGCCCCAGAAAAAUGGGAACAGGUCUGCAGCCUUCCAGUUCUUGGAAAGGCCCAUCUGGCCAAAAGCCCCCAGUAUAUAUCCUUUUUCGUCCGUUUGUUUUCUGGCCCAUAUUCAGUUCGUCUUCGUGCUGCUGCGUUGAAAACUAUUUCUGCAUCGUUAGAAGCAGCCGACUCUGUAGUCGACAUGCAGGCCCUAGUCCCUUAUAUUAUUGCGGCCCUGGCAGAUCCAUCAAAAGCACUUCGAACAGAAACCGCCAAGCUUGUCGAGACGCUCUUCCAAAUCCAGCGCAAAGCCAAGAAAGAAGACAGUGUCGCCAUAUGGGCUCAAGACACUCUUUAUACGCAAACAAAACAAUCUUCUCCAGCGUGGAUGCCAACUCGCGACUUACAAAAAAUAAUCGACGCUGUUUUGUUGACCGGAUUGGAAGGUUAUGUUCAGGACCACACCUACAUUGUAUCCACGUUGCAAAGGACGCUGAAAGGAUCAAACACUCAGUCGAAUGAAGAGUCUGCUACAGAUUUGAAAAAGUCACUGAGACAGAGUUUCCUGUCGUUCUUGUGUUCUCAUGUGGUCUUCACACCAGUUUACGCGGUCAAGCUUCGACUCUUGAAGAUUGUAAACGGCGUGGACAAGAUCGGCUCAAUGACAAGAACCAAGGAUUUGUCUCCGCUGGUUGAAAAAUGGCGCGCUCUCUCUGAGGCCGAGGUUUCGGAUAUCUGCACUGCAGAGAAUCUUUUCCGUGCAGAGCUGGAGCAGGAGAUCGUCGCCAGUGUCAGUGCCAAGGACAAGGAUGCAGAGAAUGUGCUUUUAUCUAAUGUCGAAAAAUCAACGGAUGGGACUAGGCCAAGCUUUGUAUCUGCAGUGUUCGCACGCAUCGCACAGAUAUGGAACAAAUUCAGCCCGGAAAGACAAGUCUCUACAUCACGCCAUAUCUUCGACCUAUCUUUCAAUGGCAGCGUUAUAAUCCAAGGCGACGCAAGGGACACACUUCGUAACGUGCAGCUCCCUGGCACUAUUCUCACCGAGUUUCUGGAGAAAAUCCCCGAGCUUGUUGCUACCUUGGAAGGCCACAGCCCCUCUCCAAAGAGGCGUCGCACAAAUCAAAACAAUGCUGUUUCAGCAUCUGUGAGCUCGGCAGAAUUGAAUGAAGCGGUAGAAAAGGUGACAUACAUCCUCGAGCUCGUCGACAGCUCAAUUCCUGACGAGCACCCCGAAAUCACUCCCAGCUUGUUCAAAGCAUUGGCCGCUCUUCACCUUCUUAAAUCCCGCAUUGAAUCAGGCUUGGGGUAUCUUCUAAGUCUGGCUCUCGGCAGCCUGCUGGCAAUCGUCAAUAAGAGCAAAUCAUCAUCAAAGCCUUUGUUCGAUACUUCGGCAAUCCGGGCUGACCUGGUUGUUGAUUGCGUUCGUACAACAGAAAGCCCGCAGGUGCAAAAUACAGCUUUGCUGUUGGUUUCCAGUCUUGCUGUAAUUGCCCCUGAGCAGGUUCUGCACAGUGUGAUGCCUAUUUUCACGUUUAUGGGUUCGAGUGUUCUUAAGAAAGACGACGACUACUCGGUUAUGGUAAUUGACCAGACAAUCAACCAAGUUGUCCCUGUUCUUGUUCAAUCGCUACGCAACCAGAAACGCGAUGUGGUCGCCGGCACGUCUGACUUGCUGCUCAGCUUUACUGCCGCUUUCGAGCAUAUUCCGUCCCAUCGCCGACAGCGACUAUUCCAAGCCUUGGUCACGAAGCUUGGCGCUCAAGACUUUUUAUUUGCCGUCCUUGCCAUGCUUGCGAACCGUCAUGGUCUCGACAAGAACGUGUCUAGCUUGGUGACAAGCAUUGUGAACAACCUAGACCCACAAGUCCAACUCAUCAGCUAUCAGAAAUACUUGAACUUGGUCAGCGACUGCUUGAAGCCCAAGCCUGGCAUCUCUAGUGUUCUCCUGGGAAUUGGAAAUGAGGGGGCCGAUGAUAAAUAUGUCGUUACGGAGACUCUACUUCGGUCGCUGGCACACUUUUUCAAGAACCCCGCCCUAGGAUCACAGAUGAAAGCAAUCUUUGAUUCUGACGACGAGGAGAAAACGGCGGUUGUCGGCACUCUGUUCUCGCAAAUUCUUGAACAAGUUUUGGCAUUGGCAGACGCUGUUCGCGACGUCAAACCUGUCAGCAACGCAUGCAGUGAAGUCCUCGCAUCUGUCUUGGGCGUCCUGUCUCUGGUCGACUUCCUCGACACCGUCGAGCAGCUCCUCCAACGGCCUAGUGCAGACGUGCGACGCAAGGUCCUUCGGCUUUUGGAAACCCGUCUCCGCCAAUCUCCCGAGCGAGACGGUGCGUCACAGAACCGGGUCCUGGACUUUAUCGUCUUCCUUGUCGAUAUUAUCAAAUCCUCUGACGAUACUCUGCUCAAACACGCAGCUGUCGCUUGCAUCGACCGCAUUGCCGAGAAGUACGGACGCAAGGACCCUGAAAAGGUGGUGCCAGCCGCCAUGGUCAUCGCUAGUGACGCUUGCAUUGGCCAGAAAGAUAACAAGAUCCGUGUCAUGGGCGUGUUGUGUCUCGCAUCGGUGGCAGAGGUUUUGGGAGAGGCUGUUAUUCCGACCCUCCCUGAAACGCUCAAGAGGUCGCUUAGUCUUUUGGAAGUCAGUAUGGAGAAGGAAACAGUCAACGAGCCUCUUCAUAACGCUGUCUUUUCUUUGCUCUCGGCUUUGCUUGUUCAAGUUCCGUAUAUGAUGUCAAGCAAGAACCUUGAUAAAAUCCUGGAGCUUUCUUUCAAGUCAGCUGAACUCGAGCUGUCCGCAGAAGGCGACGAUGCUCGACGCGAUACCUUGAAGCUGAUAGCCAAGAAAGUCGACGUCAAGGAUUCAUUCAGUGCAGUGGAGAGAAAGUGGGCUGUUGCAACCACUUCAGGAUCCGUCGCUACCAAGGAGGCUCUUGACAUUAUCAGUCUUGCCAUCGACAAACACCCCAAGUCCGAUACUGUCAAGAACGUCGGUAUUCUCACCAAGCUAUUACACAAGGCAUUUGAUCUUCGCAGGGAACAGCCAUCGGCUCCAGAAGACUCGCAGUUUGAAGAACCCGAGCUUGACGCAAUUGAGAGCAUCGUCAAUAGUCUUGCUAUCAAGAUGAUCUACAAAUUGAACGAUACGGUGUUCCGUCCAUUGUUCAUGGACCUUGUCCAAUGGGCGACCAACGGACUGUCCAAGGCCGACACCGAGGGCCGGCUGCUACGAUUGACCUCGUUCUACAAGUUCUUGCAGACAUUCUUCAGCACGCUCAAGUCUAUUGUCACUAGCUACUCUAGCUACAUUCUCGACAAUUCUAUCGAGGUGCUCAAGAUCAGUAAACCCAGUUCAAAGGAGUCCAAAGAUUUGUGGUUGGCGGCAGUGCGAACAUUGAUCUCUGCAUUUGAGCACGACCAAGAUGGCUUCUGGCAAUCCCCGUCACACCUCAGUGGCGUCUCGGAAGCGCUCAUUUCCCAGCUCCCACGAGCCACCAACUCAUCGACAGCUGCCGCGAUUAUUUCCGAGGUUGUCCCCGCCAUUUCCGAACUCGCCGUGGCUGCCGAUUCUCCGGAUAACUACAAGGAGAUGAACACUGCAAUCAUGAAAUACCUUCGCCCCUCGACGUCUGCAGCGGCAGACGGCGGCGACAGCCCGCACACACGUCUUGCGGCGCUGAAAGCCGAGCAGGCGCUGACAGAGCGGUUGGGCGAAGAGUGGCUAGCCCUGCUUCCAGAGAUGCUGCCAUAUAUCAGCGAACUUAUGGAAGACGAGGACGAGACGGUGGAGAAAGAGGCUCGAAAGUGGGUUAAGAGCAUUGAGGAGGUUUUGGGAGAGAAACUUGAUGAUAUGUUGACGUAG
Talaromyces rugulosus is the source of this 5406-nucleotide messenger RNA. RefSeq lists its product as uncharacterized. The transcript is spliced from 3 exons. The coding region runs from base 1 to 5406 and encodes 1801 amino acids. Gene Ontology annotation, cellular component: small-subunit processome; t-UTP complex; 90S preribosome. The record is from RefSeq and is a predicted model, not a curated record. Gene Ontology annotation, molecular function: snoRNA binding. Lineage: Eukaryota; Fungi; Ascomycota; Eurotiomycetes; Eurotiales; Trichocomaceae. Gene Ontology annotation, biological process: maturation of SSU-rRNA from tricistronic rRNA transcript (SSU-rRNA, 5.8S rRNA, LSU-rRNA); positive regulation of transcription by RNA polymerase I.